UUGGCUUUACGCUACAAGUAUGCUGCACUUACCUCUAAUCGGUUGUGAGAAAAUUUUGAGCAUGCGUAUAUCCCUCAACAGGAGAGUUUGCAAGCAACAUAUUUACUAGUGGUUUACAUCUUAUUAAUUCUACCCGGGUAGGAGUUCAAUUACAUCCAUUCGUUCUGCGUAUGUAGUACGUACUUUUGCAUAAUGCUAAAACAAUUUUUCCCUUUCAUCGGGCACCAUUAUCCAGCAAAAGGGUUUUACUCAGUUUAAAACAUCUGAUCAUGCCAAGUUUAAGGGGCAUGAUCCCCUUACUUACAGUUAGGCACUGCGGUAACCUUCUGCGGGUGGGCGACGUCGAUCGAUGUUCAGGCAUCUCGCUAUGCCUGGAGAAGUACGACAUGAGGCUGCCUGAUAUGAGCCCGUAAGAUCAAAAUCAUUCACCACGAUGCCUGCGGAAUCCAGCGCCCCCAAGACGCUUCGCAUCAGUGUCACGCCCCACGAUAACCUCCCCCAAGAGCCCGCGGAAGACGCCCCGGUAGUUCUUCUCGGCGAAGCUAUCGAGCGCUUCCGCACGUACGCCGAGUACCUUAACAGCCAGAUCUCCGAAGAGGACAUGUUCUACUUGGGCGAUCACCGUAUGGCCCAGAAGAUCGUCGAGCAGGGUCUCCAUAAUAACCGCGAAAAGUUCACCCGUAAAACCUUUGAACGCGAGCAAGUGGCGGCCGCCGAACGCCGCCGGCUGGAACGUGAAGAACACCAGAAUAAAAUUACGGCGACCUUCACAGCAAUCCAGGAGGACUGUGUGCUUCAGGAAUUAGUGAGGCGGAAGGACGCCAAUGAAAACGGCCAACUACUGACGAUCAUCUUCAUUCGGACGCGAUCAACAAAAGGUCAGGAAAUCUCUGGGUACGUGGAUUACGCCCACCGCUUAAAGACCGACAAAACCUGGAAAGAGGUUUUCAGCGGACGGCGUACUUUGGCGCCGCGGCCCAGCGAUUUGAGUUACUUCAACUGGGACACACUGGAGUCCACGUUAAACGACACGCCCAAUUUUCAGGUAAUUAUCGGGAAAGAUUUAUCCGUGCAUUUUCGCUGCCAGAAGGAUUUUCGGAUUGUCAACGUGAAUUCCCAAGCCAAGAAUAAUUCCGACGCCUUGUCGACGGUUCUCCGCUCCAAGAAAUACGUACAGAUUGUGUUGUACGAUCACUGGAUUCGCUUGUGGUCUCCGGAAGACGAGGCUAUGGAUUUCGCCAGCGCUCCGUUGGAAUCAGCGCAAACCGAACCGGAUUUAGUGGAUAAUGUUUCCGCAGCGAUUUUAGAAGAGGAUUUAGUAGAAAUUGCCAAGAACGCUCUUGGACGGCCGCGAAGAACCCUGAAGGGUCUACCAACUGUAACUGAGAGGGAAAAUAUUCUUGGACAAGCGCAACAGUUCCAGGAGAAUCUUGCGGCGACCUUGCGCACGGUACGCGACAUCGAGCAGACCGAUGUCCGUAACGAAACACUAGGAACGUUUACAUAUGCCGAUUUGAUGGAGAAACUCAAAAAACUUCUACCCGCGAAUGUCACACAAGAGAGACUCAUAAGCAGCACGAUCGCAGCCACGCCGAAGCAAAGCGCAGUUACCGAAGAGCCCCAAUCAGAGAACAUCGAGAUCGACGAAGAUGCCGUGUCGCCGUUCUUACCGCAGCCGCAAGAAUUCGCUCCGGUCAUGCACCAGUAUCAAAAACAUUCCGUCAACAAGAAGACCAUCGUGUUCAACCAGUUAGCGUAUCCGGUCAGCGGGAUUCUCACGGAGACGGCACGAUUAGAGCGUGAUACACCGGAAUCGGAGAAGAUGCUGAAUCCGUUGUACAGAAAAUCGCAGGUUUCGACCAGGGUACGAUCGGGGCCGUACCAGCAUUUGAAAAACAAUAUUCUUCAGGCGUUUGUCAACCACCGUACGCCGGAAUGAUUCCCUAAUGACUGUAGCGCAAGCCGUUAAGGACGCUUCUUUCUACUUAUAUCUACAGGUGAAAAUAUGCGAGUGCUUAACAAGCAGCGCAGUCUAUAAUGUUUCGAGCGUCAUAAGACCAUUUGGCUGGAUUUUUUACUGCCUCUUUUGUGGUUAAUGCUUUUGGUCCAGCAGCUGUACGUAAGUCGGUGAUGGACAAAUUUACUGCUUAAUUUACGCAUUGUGUCUCCUCCCACGUUGUAAAUAUUAUGCACGUCUGGCAUGCAGCCAUCUCUCUUGCCUAUAGCGGACAAAUUAUACCGCUUUCGUUUGCUGAGAAUAAAG
Messenger RNA from Paramacrobiotus metropolitanus, 2263 nucleotides. RefSeq lists its product as uncharacterized. NCBI's taxonomy places the organism in Eukaryota, Metazoa, Tardigrada, Eutardigrada, Parachela, Macrobiotidae. The transcript has a single exon. The record is from RefSeq and is a predicted model, not a curated record. The coding region runs from base 434 to 1939 and encodes 501 amino acids.